Molecule: messenger RNA, 735 nt
Organism: Musa acuminata subsp. malaccensis (wild Malaysian banana)
Lineage: Eukaryota; Viridiplantae; Streptophyta; Magnoliopsida; Zingiberales; Musaceae
Product: transcription factor ILI3-like
Biological process (GO): regulation of DNA-templated transcription; regulation of growth
Molecular function (GO): protein dimerization activity
Source: RefSeq, a predicted model, not a curated record
UCUUCCCUUCUAUAUAAAACACUGCAUUUCUUCUCUUCCCUACGCUUGGCUCCAUAGCUCAGAGGAGGGAAAAGAGAAAAAAGAAAGGCGUUGCAGACAUUACGACCAUGUCCGGCAGAAGUAGCGCGAUCACGGAUGAAGAGAUCAAUGAGCUCGUCUCCAAGCUCCAGUCUCUGCUCCCGGAGUCGCGCCGGCGCAGGAGUGCAGGCAGAGCGUCUGCGUCGAAGCUGCUGAAGGAGACAUGCAGCUACAUCAAGAGCUUGCACCGGGAGGUGGAAGACCUGAGCGACCGCCUCUCCGACCUAAUGGCGACAAUGGACAGCAACAGCCCUCAGGCUGAGAUCAUUCGGAGCCUGCUCAGGCCCUAGAGAGAGUUUUAUAUUGAUGUUGUCCUCUCUCUCUCUCUCUCUCUCUCUCUCUCUCUCUCUCUCUCUCUAAUACUACAUCAGGAAGCCUGGUCAGUAGAUCUGAGGGUUAUCUAAGGUGCUCAAGAGUAUAUAAUAAAGGUGUAAACUAGUUUAACUAUGCUUGAUGAUUUUGCUGCUGUUUAAUAUAUUAGGCUUCUUAGCUUCUCGAUACAUUACUCGAUAUGCACAAUAAGAAAACCUAUAGAAACCUUCAUAAAAAUAUGAAACAAGACAAAGAAGAAAAAGAACACCUAGAGGAAUGCAUAGUAAACUUGCAAAACGCCAAUUCAUAGACUCUUCCCUCAAAAUGAAAGAAAGAAAGAAAGAA